Molecule: messenger RNA, 6622 nt
Organism: Colletotrichum destructivum
Lineage: Eukaryota; Fungi; Ascomycota; Sordariomycetes; Glomerellales; Glomerellaceae
Exons: 3
Coding region: 531-6188 (1885 amino acids)
Cellular component (GO): site of double-strand break; nucleus
Source: RefSeq, a predicted model, not a curated record
CUCAACGGUGCCCGAGGGCGGGCAACUUGAUACGGCGACAACACAACACAACAUCUAGGUACCUUCUACCUGCAAUCCCUAGGCCUUUCGAACCGCUUCUCUCCUCUGGUUCCGCUUCUGCGUCUACACAGCGGGACCGCCCUUUGAGCUGCUCUUCGUGUUCCCUGCUGAAGCUGAAGCUCAUGCUCGUGCUCAUGCAUCUUGUCCUCCCUAUUGCGAGUCGCCGCCAAUCUCCAAGGAACCCGCUCCGACUUUCUGCGGCCUGCAAAGCCGGUCUGUUGAUCUAACCCGCAUCUCACCGACAGCCUCGCUCCCCCCUCCAUCCAAACAAGCUCACGCUCCUUUGCGGUCCUGGUUGCCCCCCUUCCCCUCCUCAUCUAUCCUCCUGCGACUUACUUCUCGACUUUGUUUGAAUGCGCCGCUAGAACCGCGGCAGAUCGUCCAGCCUUGUGCGGCAGCAUGCAGCGCAGCUAAGUCAGUCCUUUCCGCCGCAUCUUUACCCAGAGAAAGAAGAGGAGGACGCACGCAUCAUGCCUUCCAAACCUCCCGACGAGCAGGAAUCGCCCGAUGCUGCAGCGGCAGUAACAAUCGAUCACUCGACGCCUGUCGCCCAUGGGAACAAUGAUGCAACAACACCCAAAAAGGCGGCCGCUUCUGCUGCAGAUGCGGCGGCGACGACCCCCAAGAGCGCGCCUGCCCGUCCUCGAGCAGCAACCAUGAAGAAGCCACCCGAACCCCCAACACUGCUCGCCGACUUCCUGAGGGGACGUCCCUCUCCGCAGCGCAUCGCCGCCGAACGGAAACGGAGAAUGAGCCUCGAUGCAGUCAAGGCCGAGAUGAGGGCCGAGAUGCGACAGGCCGCCGUGGCUAGAGUACAACAGCCUGGAGGUGUCAAAGAUCGCGUUCAGAAAUGGCAAAAGGCCAACGCCGCCGUCAUGCUCGUCGGUGAUCCCCUGGCCACCCCGAGCGAGCCUACAGAACUUGCGUUCCCGGGCGAGACCGAGAGCGUCACCGAAGAGGACCGCGUCAGGAUCAAGCUGCGGCAGAAGCGAAGGUCGGUCCCGAAGGUCGAGGUACACAACGACGCUGUGGCCAACGAACACGACGAAACCAUUGAGGAGCUCCCCGACGGUCAGGCUAAGCAAGCACCCAAGAAGAGGGUUGUUAGUGAUGACCAUUGGAUGGCCCAGAAGAGGAAAAAGAGCCCACCACGCUCAAGGUCCCCGAGAAACAAAGACACAGCGAGUCCGGGCCCGAGCCCGUUGCCAAAAGGCUUUGUACAAAAGACGCCCGCCCAGGCGCCCAUUGCCAAGAAGAUCCAGGACUGGGUAUCCAAGGUCGAGUUGCCGGAUCCGCCACCGAGUGGACAUCGAGCGUCGAAAUCCACAGACUCGCUUGAUGGCAGCAGGAUACAGGCAAGGCUCAAGGAACUCCAGGAGAGGCAGGCAACCUUGCCAAAGAAGAGGCUCGAUGACGACGGUAUUAGAGUCGCCCCAAUACGCACGAAGAAGCUUGACGACGACGGCAUCCGCGUGAAACCAACCAAGACGCCGUUGUCAGAGGGAUCGACCUUCAAGACGCCGAGACCGCAAAGCGCAGGGCCCAAGUCGCGCGACCAUAGUCGUGGGGCCAGCUCAAGGCAAGAUUCAUCCGAUCAUAUUGUCGUGGUGGAAGAGGAUGAUUCCGACCGUAUCGAGGUUGUGGAAGAUGCCGCAUCAAGUCUUCCCGCAACACCCACGCGAAAGCCAUCAAACUCACGAAAAGCUAGUCGUAAGAGGAACCCACCGCCCCACACGGAGACAACAGCAACAACCACAACGACAGACGGCAAGUCUUGGGCUAGCACCUCAGAUUCGGCCAUGAAGACCGGACUCGAGGACUCGGAUCCUACGCCCAGUUCGCUCACAAGUGCACCGGGUGCGAAGCCAUUGGCAGAUAUUCCAGUUGGGUUUUCCGCCUUCAGCGAGCUGGAUCUUCCUCUCGACCGGAACAAGACGAGAAAGAAGGCCCAGCGCAACCCCAGCUUCAAGGCUGCUGAUGUGCUCAAGAAAGUGGUGACCGAAGGCAAGAAGAUCUUGCACGAUGCUGUCGAACCCCCAAAGCAACCUGUCGCCAACAAACCUCCGAGCAUUGAGAAGUGGCUAAGCGGGACGGUCGACCCGUUUGUGGAUGAGCCAGCCAAAAAGGAGGAGCUGGCGCCCAAAGCAAAGGCGACUGAAAGCAAGCCUCUUGACAAGGCGAAAUCUCAGGAUACCCGGAGACGAUCAUCCGCUGAGCGACGCCAGAGGAAGACUUCCCCUCCGACCCAGACUGAGCUGUCCCAGUCCACAGGACUUACAGCCUCCACACAAACAACCGAUGUGACUCAGACCACACAAUCGACAGACUGGACAGAAUCCACAUUUACCGAAACAGAUCUGAGUGUGUCCACCGAGAACGACGAGAAUGUGGCGCCAAAGCCCGUGGAAGAGAAGACCAAGGAAAAGCCCAAGACGCCAACAUCUGCUGGCUCUGGCUCUGGCUCUGGUCCUGCUGGUCUGCGCCGAAGAGCAGCGACACGAGGCUCGCCCUCGCCCAUGAAGUCGCUCAAGAAGCCGUUUCGCGAAAUCUUGAAAGAGGCAUUCAGAGGAGAGUCCAGCGGCCACCAGACUCCUCCGUCCAAGUACAUCAGCGAAGAAGAGCGACGGCUAGAGCAAGAAUACGACAGCUACGAGGAGGACGAAGAAUCCGGACGCACCAUGCGUCGCCGCUCAUCUGGCUCCAGCCGGACCUACUCAGACCGAACAUUCACAGAUGACUGGACUUACUCUGACGAGUCUUCCGUACGUGUCGACAGGACACCUCGUCGCAAACCGCCCACGAACGGCGUGCAUGAGCUUUCCACCAUUUUGGGGUCUGCAGACACCCAAAGCGCCUACUCGGACAUGACCUCACAACUGUCCGACACCACUAUCACGCAAGCCACUGGCCUUACGAGGAGCAACGUUUCGCAGCGGAGCAAUAAAUCAGGUCUCAAGAGAAGAUUAACAAAGCACUCCGAUCUAGUGUCAGUUUUGUCGUUGCCCGAUGACAGCCAGGUCCCGGGCAGCCUAAGAAGUGUCAAACACCGACCGAGUGUGAGAAAGGCGGCCAGCAUCAAGAGAGCCACCACCCGACCGGACACGAUCACGACCAAGGAUCUCUUGAAGGAGUUUGCAGACGACGAGAACUUAUACCAGCGUGAACUCAAGACGCUAGUCGAUGGUGUCAUCCCUGUGCUUCUGUCUACCGUCCUCCAAGAGGGCUCUGCGAGCGCCGUCGACCUUUUUGGCCCUGAGUCUCCCGGCCGCAAAGCGAACAGCAUGUCGAAAUCUGUCGUCAACAUGGGAGUUGCCCUGGAGAAACUGAAGACCGCUCAUAAGAGGGCAUCUCACACGGACAUCGACAGGCUAAUCUCCUGGUUGCACACCGCGUCCCCCAUUUAUGACGCCUACAUGGACGCAUGGCGUCUCGGCUUCCAGGAUCUCAUUGUCAACCUGGCCCCUGCAGCCGACCGCCUCGAUGACGAGGACUCGCUCAUCAACGCCCUCCCGCGCAACGCCGAAGGCGACGUUAUUAACGAAGACGGAGAACGCGUCGACGUUGCGCACUUGUUGAAGCGGCCAGUGCUUCGCAUCAGGACUCUUGCGAAGUUUACCAAGGGUCUCCACGCCGCCAUUGGCUCUUACGACACUCUUGCUUUGGUCGGUGACUACGAUGCACUGCAGGAGAAGGCCCGCCGUCGACACAGAGAGGAGUCCGCUCGGUUGGCAGACGAGGACGCCAUCAACACGGAUACGACUAGAAUUCGGGAUCUCCGAACGCUCGCGCCAAUGGAAUCCGUCAAGAUCGACCCCAAGCGACAGGUCAGCGCUAAGGACCUCUUCUCGCUCAGCUUGGCCCACUCUAAUGGGCAAAGACUCGAGUGCCAGGUCGAGCUCGUCCAUCGCGAUCUUCCCGGCGCGAGCAAUGAUAAGGGCGACCUACUCAUUCGAGAGACCGGUAGCGGUCGCCGGACAUGGCUUCUGUUCCCCCCCAUGCCCAUGACUGUCAUCUCAGCCCGCCGUGGUGAUGCAAGAUACGAGCUUGUCUUGAUGGUACAAGGCACCCAUAACGGCCGGCAAUGGUACGAGCUGCUGAGCCUCGUUACGGACAACGAUGAUCAAGUGGACGACUGGCUUGAAAUCGUCGGCACUACUCCGGUACCCCCAAAGGAGCGUCUCCCCAUUGUUACGGGGGAGAGUCUCCCCGAGUCGCCACAGUAUAGAACAGACAUACCUGUUGGCGGCAAGCUGCGUGGCUCCUCUUCAAGAGACAUGUCGUCCCCAGAGCCCAUGACCCCAACGCGGCCGGCUUCUAGUCACUACUAUAACCGUGGCUCGAGCAUGCCGACCACUCCUGUCGACCGUAGUCCCUCGCCUGAAAGGACGCCAACCCAGGAAUUUUACCACGAAAGCGAAGGCAGACACAGGGCCGCACCCAACACAACCCCCUUUCGCGAGGACGGUGCCCCGCCUCCCCCUAUUCACCGUUCACUUAGCCCCAAGCCCCCCAAGCUGCAGCCUCCCGUCGAUCUUCAAAGUCCUCGCGUGAAGCGACGAGGAUCGUCUCCCUUGAAGCACGAGUACCUGCCGUCGGAAGAGUCCUCCGAUACAUCCCGUUCCGUCACCGAGAUAUCAGAGAGUGAGUCGGAGACAGAAUCCGACUACACAUCGUCCGAAGAUGAGUUUGACGAAGACAUCCCCGAAACCGAGGUGGGUUUCAGCAUUAGGGAGCCUGAAUCUCGGCCGGAGCGGGAAGGCGAUCAUGAGCGAAGGCGUGACCGUGACCAUGAACGUGACCGUGAACGCAAACACGAUUGGGUCCCGGAGCGGGAGCCUGAGCCAGAGGCUUCUGUCGACUCCUUCAGGGAAGAAUCGAUGAUCUCACAAUCCUUCGUUCAAGAAUCGAUGGUCUCCGAAUCCGUAUGCAGCUUGACGCCGUCCAACUCGGCCUCACAAGCCGGCCUUCGUGGCCGCAAGAUGAGUGCUUCGGAAGACUACACUAAGUACAUCGCUUCUAUUUCUUACUGGAAUGAGAAGAAGGGUCAAUGGAAGGACAUAUCAUUUGAGCCCUGCUCUAUUCAGGUCACUGCUGGAGUUAUUGAGGCAUACUCCCUAGUCAUGAGCCCCGGAGGGCAACCCGAUGUUCCCCUGGUUUCCCUCGAGCUAACGCCCCUCGUUCUCCUCCGACAGUCCACCGUUGUCGAUCUGGAGAUCCGCUCCGCCGUCAGGGACAACUGCAAGAACAAGGAGAUUGGUGGCGGCAACUUCCGCUUCCGCUGCCCGUCGAGCACGGAGUGUUUCAAUCUCUACAUGGCUGUCCACCACGCACGCCUCAACAACCAGAAGUUUAUCCAGCUCGAGAACGAGGCGCGCUACAAGUCAUUCGGUGAAAGGCCCGCUGAAGAGAAUGAAGACAACAGCAGCCGUCGGCGUAGCUGGUUCGGCCGCAAAAACAGCUAUCGCGCGUCGACCCGCGCCCCUUCUCAGUCCCACGACGGCAGCACGCCAUCGUCGAGCCCAUCCGCUACGAGCUUUCUCAAGAGGCUCACGGGCGCUGGUACCUUCAACAUCGCGCGGUCGUCCAUCGAUAAACAGGGCCGUUUCUCAGCCCACAAUAGCCUCUACACGUCCGGCUCCUCGUCCGACGGCUACCCCCGCUCCCCGUCGAUCAGCGUCUAUUCAAACUCCAUCCGCACCCCUCUAUCGUCCGACAACAUCAAGAUCCGGCUGCAUCUGCUCGUCACCUCAACUAAGUGGGAAGAUUACGGCAACUGCCUGCUGCAAAUCCGCCGCCCACCGCCGGGCUGGCGCCAGGAGUUACGCGCAAACCACGGCCUUGAGAAGCGUGUCACCGUCACCACCAUUCCCAAGAAAUCAGACAAGGCUCGCGUCGUGCUCGACGCCGUUCUGGGCAGCGGCUGCUUCACGCCCAUGGGCAGCAGAGGUAUUGUUUGCGGUAUCUGGGAAGAGAUCCGCGACGAACGAGGCGAGAUCGGUGUGGCGCCCAAGACGGGUGGUGCUUCGGGCUCGGUCAAAAAAUGGUGCUUCCAGUGCGCCAGCGUCUCGGAGGCCUCUUGGGUAUUGAGGCUUGUUCACCAAGAAGUGGGCGUCGAGCUGCGGGAGUGAGGGCGUUUAGUUGGAGGUUUUUUUAAUUUCCUAUUUUCGUAUAGCGUCUUUUUUAUACUUUCUCUUUUCCUUCGCUCUUUUCUCAAGUUCUUAUGGCCCCCUAUGAGCGUCAGCUCGCUUUAGUGCAUUACUAGACUCGGCUCAGGCGUCUGGCUUUACGGUGGCAUAGCGUAUUUUUUUAUGUCUGUAUGGUGUCUGGAGGGGGCAGGUAGGAGGCUGGGAUCUGUCCGCGAGGGGUGUAUAACCAUGGCCGAGGCCCAGGCGCUUGGAAGGGUAAACCGGUAUAUUUGCUUGGCGGUUUUCUUGCGUAUGAUCCCGAAGUCGUUUGUGGGUGUACAGGUGUGUUUGUAUAGUGUACGUUCUUUUGUAAAGAGCAUCGUGUAAAUACCCGGUCCAUGUUGACUACUAGCAUCAACUAUAAAGCUCCUUGGCCC